AUGCUCUGAGAAACCGGCGGCAGUGACAAAAAAAAAGAGAGGCGGAUCACAGGAAGGUGAACAGUACGAGCGAUGAGCUGACUGGUAACUAAAUGCUAUUGUUCGAUGGAUUGGUUGAUUGAUGGUUUAGUAGUUGUUCGAUUGAUUGGCUGAUUGGUUUUUCGGGAUUUUCUUCUUCUCUCUCUGCUGAUUGAUAAUGUGGUAUUCGACUGAGUGAUAGGUUGGCGUCACCAGUAGCGAGGUGUAGUUUGUGUGGCGUGUGGUGUUGCGCGCUCGCCUGCUACGGGCGCUACGCCAUGGCGGGCAGAGGGGCAGAGCGGUUGUGCGGAUGAGCGACCGACUAAUAGAUGAUCUGGGCGACCGGGUGAGCGACAGGGGGUGCGGCCCGGUGUCGCUUUGAUCGACCUCAGCGAAUUGCUGUGGGUCAGUCAUUGUGAGAGGAAAUGAAAUGGAAAGACAGCAGGCUCUGAGGCGAAACGGUGUUAUGAUGUUUAAGUGACCGAAGUGUCGAUGUGAGUGUGACAUCCCUGAUGUCGCUCAUCGAUGGCGUCGCACACUGCGUACGUGCUGCCGAACAGCAGCGGAACACCAUCGCCAGCACGACCGGGCGUCUCGUGGGAAGCAGGGGUUGGAGGGGAGGCCCAUGUUCAUCGUUCCCAUGACAGUCCGCUGCUGGCUUCGAUCACGAAAUCAGGUCAUCCGCAUCCCCGUCAGCGUGGCGAGCACCACGAACUCUUUUGCUCCACCGUCGUCCGUCUUCCUGGGGGGCAGCCGUCGUCCCCCUUCGUGGUUUUGUGCGGCGACUGUGGUGACCCCGCCGUUGUUAACCCUUGUCGCAAGUCUGCCACUGCCGCCGCCGCUACCGCUGCCGGAGCUCAGUAUCGGCGCUGCGGUCAGUGCGCAGCACUGUCUUUGUCCUGGAGUCAGGCGAGCGUAGGAGAAGAUGACGGAGGUGAUAAUGGAAGGGGAGGACCAGUAAGGGGGGGAAAUAGGAGUUCGAUGAUAUGUGGGCGGCAUGUCGUUUACCAGAAGUGGAGAAGGAAGACAACUGCAGCGGCGUCAGCGCCGCCGUCGACGACUUCGUUUCAUUACUUGCAGAAUCAGCAAUAUCGGCUGCCUGCACAUCAUCAGGUGCGGCUGGCGGAAGGGGUUUUCAUCUUCCUUCUCGAUGUUCGGUUGGGGAGUGUGAUUCUGAACGAGUGUCAAAACCGUGCCAUUCCCAGGCCAUUGACCACAUCCCUGAUUGACAGAUGGGAGGAUGACACGUGGAGAAGAUUAUGCAGUAAUAGCCGAAGCGGAGGGAAGUGUGCUGCCGCCGACGGUCAGAAAGUGGUGGAGGACCGUAAUAGUUCCACAUCUCGCAGCUCGUCGUCAGCUGGAGGAGGCGGCGGCGGAGGACACACUGGUAGUGUAAGUGCAAGAGAAGGGGCAGAGGUUCCCGUCUUAAGAAGGAAACGACUUAGGGUCGGAACCUUGGCCCUCGCUAUCGUGUUUGGGGGGGUAGGAUGGUUUAUUCACACGUUGCUAUCCGCUUUGCCGCCUGAUUUUCUCCAGCGGUGGCAGAAACUGUUCGCGGAACAGCCGCACCGUCCUAGUCAUGGGCGUCCAGAGACACGUGGCGGCACGGUGCUGUACGAUCGACACGGGACAGUGAUUGCCACAGUUGUCCAGGGCGGCGUGACGGGAGAGAGGAAGACGAGGGAGGGCGGCGGAGCGGCAGCCAAUCAGAGGGCGCCUCUGCAACCGCACGAGAUCCCAUCGUACAUGUGGCAGGCUGUCGUGGCCUCCGAGGAUCGGCGAUUCUUCGAGCACAAGGGGGUCGACCCUCGAGGUGUUUCCCGAGCCCUGUUGUCCCUCGCGAAGAGUGGGGGGGGGAGCACCAUCACUCAGCAGCUGGUAAAGAACGCCUUCCUGACCAGCGAGCGACGGUGGUCCAGAAAGCUGUUGGAAAUGCUGAUAGCCUUGAUACUAGAGCGGCUGCUGACCAAGUGGGAUAUCCUCCAUCUCUAUCUGAACAAAAUUUACUGGGGCCACGGAGUGCACGGGAUCGAGGCCGCGGCGGCUCUGUACUUCAAUAAGCAUCCGUCCAUGCUAACGCUCGGAGAGUGUGCAAUGCUUGCGGGUAUCAUUCCGGCGCCGGAGUUAUUGUCGCCAUACAGGGAUCCCAGCAGAGGGAAGAAACCUCAGGCUCGAGCACUGAGAAGGAUGGUGGAGGCGGGUUUUCUCGACGCCGGCAUGGCCGCGGCUGCUGUGAGCGAGCCUCUCGUGCUCGCUUCCGGGGAGGCUAAGGAAGGGACGUCUGGUCCCUGGCGGGCUCCUUAUUUCGUCAGCGAGGUUCUGUGGCAGCUGACCGAGAAGUAUGGUGCCGAGGAGAUGCUGCGGGGAGGGUUGCAGGUCCACACCACCUUGGACUUGCCGAUGCAGGACCUGGCGGAGAAAAUCCUCAGGGAGACCGCGGCGGAAUACGACCGAGAGCGCAUUGUCAGCGCGGAGAGAGCCUAUUUGAAGACGAGGGAUAGUUUGGAAAAGGUGAGGAAGGAGUUGUAUCAAAAGCUCAUGCAACGGCAGAAGAGGAAGGAGGAGGAGCUGGCUAUUUUCGGCCUUGACAGUCGGUAUGAUGGCAAUGCAGUCCUUACGGGUGGCGUCGAUGGCGUUAGCGACAGCGACAAUCACAGCAGUGCGCCGCCGAUGGUGAUCCCCGCAAGCAGCAGCGGAAGUAGACCCGUCAGUCAGACCGUGAGUGGGGGGGGGGCCGACGGUGCUGGUAGCAAUAUUCGGAGGAGGAAACUGAGCAGCAAGGAAGAAAAAGAGAGGGAGACUGAAGAUCGGAAUUUGGCGGCGGCGAUUGAACAACUAGAGCGAAAUGUGGAGUAUUAUCAGUCACAGCUUGUCGAGCUUAGGAAAGAGAUUGAAGCCGCCAGCAAUGCCAGAGUCGAGGGGGCCAUGGUCUGUGUGGAUCCGAACACUGGCGAAGUUAGGGUUUUGGUUGGAGGCAGGGAUUACUACGAAAGUCCGUUCAAUCGAGCCACUCAGGCUUUUCGUCCUCCCGGGUCGACGUUCAAGCCCGUCGUGUAUUUGGCGGCACUGGCGGAGGGAACGGAGAAGGAUCAUAUCAUCGUCGAUGAGCCGUACUCUGUGGGCGGUUUCACUCCGGAGAACUACGACCGAAGGUUUAGAGGAGAGGUGACAGUGGAAGAAGCGUUGAUCAAGUCCCUGAACGUGCCAACGGUGAAGUUGUGCGCGGAAGUUGGUGUGGAAAAAGUGUGCAAGAUGGGUCGUGCGUUGGGCAUAGAAGCGCAACUGCCCAGAGAGCUGGCCCUGUCCCUGGGAAGCUGCGAGGUGACGCCUUUGCAGCUUGCCACGGUGUACGCUACGAUCGCAAGCGGCGGGAUUUAUCACAGGCCGCAUUUGAUCGUUCGGAUAGAGGACCAAGACGGUAGAGUUUUGGAGGACGAAGCAGCGAAAUCCGCGAGCUCGGGGGGUGUAGACAGAAGGUCCGCCGCUGUGGUGAACGAGUACGCGGUGUCGGAAUUGCGGAAGCUUCUGCAGGGAGUGGUGGAGAGAGGCACCGGAAAAGCCGCUCGUUUGGGUCGGCCUUGUGCUGGCAAAACCGGUACGACAGACGGACACAGAGAUGUCUGGUUCGCCGGCUUCACUCCAGAUCUAACGUGUGUCGUGUGGCUCGGCUAUGACGACAACGCUCCCUUAGGCGGCGUGCAUCCCGCGACAGGCUCCUCUCAUGCCGCCCCGCUGUGGAAGAAGUUCAUGUCCUCUGUUCAUCGAGAACUACCGGUUCGGAAAUUUCAGGACAUUGGUAAGGAAGGCAAGCACACCGUUCAGGGGAUGCGGGCAUUUGAGAAGCGCUCAAGACGGCGGACCCGGGUCGGUCUCAAGGAGGUGCGAGAUUGUGUGAAAAAGGCGGAACCUAACCGACCUUGGACGGACGUCUGGGAUUGGGAGAAGGCCAGCAAGGCAUGGGAAGAGAAAGAGAAAAUGGCGGAAUGGGCUGCGGAAAGGAUCAAGCGGUCCGCGGAGGUGAAGGCAAUCAAGGAGAGGUUCACACGCUCCUUGCGGGGAGCGGCGGGACCGCCGCGCGCAACCGCCGAGCGAGGAGUGCAAUGGGGCUCCGAUGUCGGAAGCAUUGUCGUCAGGGAGACGGAGGGGUCAGAGGAGGAUGAGGAGGAGGACUUUGAAGAGGAUUACGACUUCUAUGGUGAUGGUGAGGACGGGCUCGGAGACUUGCAGGGCGAACAAGCCCCUCUCGUUCAGGAGUCUAUCUCCGUCUCACCACCAUCCUUGUCGAUGGAGGCAGGCUUUCGACGGAAUCGGGAGUGGGAUCGGAAGGGAGGAGAUGAGGGUGUACCAAUGGGAGCUGGUGGCGGAAGAGACAAGACCGGAAUGGUCGCGGAAAUCGUUCGAACUGCGGCGCGGGAGAGUGUCAUGAGUGGAAGGGUAAGACUAGGUGUUCUUGAUGACGGGUUCGACGGUCCGGAUGGACUGGAAGUGCCCAUAACUACUACUGGAGGAGUGGCUUCAACAGGGGAUAGUAACAGGGGAGAGGAGGGGACAACUCGCAAGGAGCUUGCGAGCGCGAACAGGGGAAAGAGGGAUAUGCAGGGCAGGACAGGGGGUCUGGCGUCUGAUCUGGAGGCCGGGCAACAGAGGAGGAGGGGGUUGAUUCGUCAAGCGGCCAGAACUUCAGGGUUUGGCGUUGGAACUUGGAGGGGCAAGCCCGCUAGCGAUCGGCAAGAUGGGCACUUGAGGAAGGCGAAGGAAGGCGGUGGCGCGACAGAUGGGAGAGACACGGACCGGAGCGGUAGUGGCAGUGGAGGAGGUAGCAGGGCGCUCAGUGGGCGGUCGACGGAGAUGCACGUGAAGGAGAAGAAGGAUACAUUGCCAAGCGAUGGUCGUGCACUUAUGAAGCCGGGAGGUGAAUGGUGCCCGCAAGGAGUGAUCCCGGAAGCAGUGAAGAAAAGUGGGGAGAUAAACGACGAGAGAAUUGAGGGUGCUGCGGUAGGGCAUGGAAAUGACAAUGGCCCCAACGGGGGAAGCAGUGAGUUGAAGAAUCGCCGUCGCCUCAAUGAUCCCGAAGAAGCGGCGAAGGAUGGUGAUGAUCACGAUGUUCUGUCCAACGCAAGCGCCGAAAUGGGCACAGACAAAGCUGCCAUGCGUUAUGUCGGGGGACAAGCUGCAGCAAAAUGGCUCAAUGUUGGUCGCCAACAACGCCAACUCCUUGGGAACUGGGAAACCGGUAACGGCGGUCGGCCAGAGGCAGGCACAGUAGACGACGAACGCAAUAGGUGAUAAGGAGAAGAACCUGGUAGUCUGACAAGAACCGUGUUCAUGGGAAAGAAGGCGUGACGGUUGUGGUGAUUCGGAAUGGCAAAGAAGCGUUGCCGAAUACGAGCGAUGAUGCUUUUGUGAAGUGAGGGACGGGGAGGAUAUACGUAGCCAGUCAAUCAACAAAUCAAUCAAUCAACCUAUCAGCCAAUCAAUCAAUCCAUCAUAGGAACAAAAGGUGGGGGUAGCGGUGAAAGGGCGUUCUGCCCAGCGUUCUCUCUGGAAACCGAGAGUGACACGUGUGUGUGUGUGUGUGUGUGUGUGUGUGUGUGUGUGUGUGUGUGUGUGUGUGUGUGUGUGUGAGAGAGAGAGAGAGAGNGAGAGAGAGAGAGAGAGAGAGAGAGAGAGAGAGAGAGAGAGAGAGAGAGAGAGAGAGAGAGAGAGAGAGAGAGAGAGAGAGAUGAACGUCAAACAUGUCCCCACAGUUGGGCGGGGAUCAGUGGUGCAAAAGGAAAUGGGGUCGUCGUGAACAGUAAAAGGGGAGCAUCUGGGAUAGUGUUCCUCUGUACACAGAGAACUCAACAGAGAGAGGGGCGGAGUGUGGAUGGAAGAGGAAGGAGAAUGGAGGGGAUGGGGGUAGAAUAGGUUCUCAAUCAAAUGGGAAUGGUUGACGAGGGGUUAGUUAUGAUGAUAGGACAUCGGCAGACAACAGGGAAGACGUAGGCUGAGAGGCCCGAAUGACGGCCCAGCAGGUGAUUGGUGUGGCGAUCAAAAAGGUUUAUGCCAUUUUCAGCAGGGGUUGUCCUCUCGACAAUGUCAGGGAGAAGGACAAGCUCAGCAGAUUAUGCCAUUUUCGGCACGAGUGGUCUGACGACCUACUUCAUUAUUUUCGGUUUGGGCCAUUUCUGGUUCGACAUAUGGAGGUUUAUCCGAGUCGGUACCCAUGCUUUCACAGGGUGCUCUGAGCACAUUAAAUCGACAUUCCUGAGGGAUUGCGUGUUUCGUAGCCAUUGUAGAUUACUAUUGACAGCAAGCAUAGCAGGUAGAAGAUGGCCUUCUUCAUAAGGAAUAUCUGGAGAUGAUUAGACCAAAAGAGGGAAGCCGAAGGUGUCGAUUGAUCCUGAUGUCACAUUCCUCCCUCGAGGUGAAUGUUGUGCCAACACCCAGAGAGCUGUGAGCAGUGGAGCCACACGGAAGGGGAUCCAGAGCGGGAAGAGGGAAAGGAAGAAAGAGGAGGAGGAGGAGGUGUUUCUGGCAGGAUUAUGGAAACGUGUAGUGGCAUCGGGAAUGAAACAGGGCAACGCGGUGGACCCUACCUGGAGCGGGGAAAAAGAGUGCGGUGGGGGAGGAAUUCAGAUGGCGGAAGCAGACGGGAGGAAAGAAGGAGAGAGAAACAAUAGGGAAGAGGAGGCGUUUCUGACAGUGGGGACUCUGGAAACGCACCAGAGAAGGGAUCUCAGUGGCACCACAGGAACGUAAAAGGGCCAGGGUGGGUUCAUGGAGCUUACCUGGCUCCUUCCUGUACACAACUUGGCGACAAAAUGUCAUAGCAAAUACCGGGUUACUACGUACAGUGAUUGGGGGAGGCGUGGUGUUGUGUGCAUGUGCGUGUGCGUGUUGUGUUUGUGUUUUUGUAUGUGUUUGUUUGUGUGUGUGUGUGUGUGUGUGUGUGUAUGUGUGUGUGUGUGUGUGUGUGUGUGUGUGUGUGUGUGUGUGUGUGUGUGNGAGAGAGAGAGAGAGAGAGAGAGAGAGAGAGAGAGAGAGAGAGAGAGAGAGAGAGAGAGAGAGAGAGAGAGAGAGAGAGGAGCAGGGGCUUGCUAUGCAGCAGUCAUUGUCAACGAGGAAGCUGGGAAUCAGAGUGGCAUGAACAGGCGGCAGAUAUGCGCGAAAGGUAUAGGAGGUUGUGGAGGAGAUGACCUCACCCAGGUGAGCCGAAAGGAGGGACUAGCCUGGAAAGGAAUGAGUAGCAGAUCCUCUCUGUUACUGUACUUCAUCGUCCAUUUUCAUGACUGAAGCAUGUUGAGCCAGCCCGGCACAAGAGGGUUUUGAACUACUUUUUUGUUCACCCGUGAAGGAUUGCCACAGAUUGGUGACUGCAUGGUGACCAUGAACACAACACCCUGCAUGUGCCCUGAUAGCGAUAAUAUGCGCUCUCACGUCCAGGAGCAAGUACGGAGGCUGAAUACGGCUGAAGGGCCAUGAUUGUGGUUCAUCGGCAUGGUGGUGGCAUUACACCCAGUGUGCUGUGGCAGCAUACAGGCUGCGCUAACCAUGCUCCUCACAUGGUGGUGGCCAUCUGGUGUGUGGCUGAAAGGCCACGACUGUGGUUCAUAGGGGGGGUGCCUGGUGGCAGUACAUUCAGAACUGAAGGGUGUUGUCCUGCUUUACGUGGGACUACAUGUGGUCCUCUGAACAGGAUCGCAGCCUCUGGCUGCGGUAACCAUGCUCCUCAGAUGGUGGUGGCCAUAUGCUGUGGUUCUAAGCCCUAUAUAGUAUAUUGAUAUCGAUUUGAGAUGUGGCGGAGUACGUCCCAGAAUUAUUUGUCAGCAUGAUUCCGUUUAAUCACCAGAUUUUUCGAUCUCAGGGGAAAGCCACCGUGUACAAUACAACAUACGCGGGGUCGACGUGUAAUGCGUUUCAACUGCGCUAAAAGAACUGUGUUAAUGCAUUGUACUCCAACCUGGCAGACCAGAGAGGGCAAACAAAGAAAGCCAACUAAG
Chara braunii is the source of this 8000-nucleotide messenger RNA. The record is from the annotation of a GenBank genome assembly. NCBI's taxonomy places the organism in Eukaryota, Viridiplantae, Streptophyta, Charophyceae, Charales, Characeae.